GAGGGGAGACAUAAAUUAGUAGAUUGAAGACCUGUGUAUUUUUCAUCUCCAAAGUGCGCGCAAUCACGCCCAAAAUCGGUGACCGACGCCUUGAAUGGCGCGUUUUGGAGACGAGGUGCCCAACAGGUAUGGAGGAGGAGGAGGAGGUGGUGGUGGCGGUGGCGGGGGUGCCGGCGGACAGGGGGGGCCGGGCCGCGGCGGCAGCAGGCAAGGUGGGCCCCCCGGGGCUCAGCGCGUGUACAAGCAGUCGAUGGCCCAGAGAGCCCGGACCAUGGCCCUGUACAACCCCAUACCCGUCCGGCAGAGCUGCCUAACGGUCAACCGCUCCCUCUUCCUCUUCAGCGAAGACAACUUCGUGAGGAAGUACGCCAAAAAGAUCACCGAAUGGCCUCCGUUUGAAUGGAUGAUCCUCACCACCAUCAUUGCAAACUGCAUUGUCCUGGCUUUGGAACAGCAUCUUCCUGAUGGAGACAAGACACCACUGUCCGAACGACUGGAGGAGACGGAGCCCUACUUUAUAGCCAUCUUCUGUUUUGAGUCCGGGAUAAAGAUCCUGGCUCUGGGGUUUGCGUUACACAAGGGCUCCUAUCUGAGGAAUGGCUGGAACGUCAUGGACUUUGUGGUCGUUCUCACCGGGAUUUUGUCAUCUGUGGGGUCUCAACUCGACCUGAGGACACUUCGAGCCGUCAGGGUGCUGCGACCCCUGAAACUAGUGUCUGGAAUUCCCAGCCUGCAGGUGGUGCUCAAGUCCAUCAUGAAGGCAAUGAUCCCCUUGCUGCAGAUUGGCCUACUGUUGUUUGUGGCCAUCCUCAUGUUUGCCAUCAUCGGUUUGGAGUUUUACAUGGGAAAAUUCCACAAAACCUGCUAUGAUGAAGUUACAAAGGAAAUAAUUAAUGACCUGCCGUGUGGAGACAAAUUGCCCUCUCGGUUGUGCUCCAACGGCACAACGUGCAGCGACGGCUGGCUCGGCCCAAACUAUGGCAUCACCCAGUUUGAUAACAUCCUGUUUGCUGUUCUCACCGUGUUCCAGUGCAUCACCAUGGAAGGAUGGACAGACAUGCUCUACUACAGUAAUGAUGUGGAGGGCAGUGCCUGGAACUGGAUGUACUACAUCCCCCUCAUCAUCAUCGGCUCCUUCUUCAUGCUCAACCUGGUGCUGGGUGUACUCUCAGGUGAAUUUGCCAAAGAGAGAGAGCGCGUGGAAAACAGGAGCGAGUUCCUCAAGCUGAGACGACAGCAGCAGAUUGAGAGAGAGCUCAACGGAUACCUGGAGUGGAUCUGCAAAGCAGAGGAGGUGAUUCUGGCUGAGGACGAUGUCACUGGAAACUUUGAUGGCUCGAGGAGAAGGCCGACCAUCAAAACCAGAAAUAAUAAGACAGAGCUGCUUAACCAAGAGGAAGGAGAAGACAAUAUAGGAGAUGCUGUAGGUUUUGCACGCUCCAGUAUAAAGAGUGGCAAGGAAGGCUCCAAUUACAACAAGAACGAGCGUCGGCUGAGAUUCUUCAUCCGCAAGAUCGUGAAGACGCAGGCCUUCUAUUGGACAGUACUCUGCCUGGUGGGCCUCAAUACCCUCUGUGUGGCUGUGGUGCAUUAUGACCAGCCUGAUAUUCUCUCUGACUUCCUCUUCUAUGCAGAGUUUAUCUUCCUUGCUUUAUUCAUGUCUGAGAUGUGUAUCAAGAUGUAUGGUUUGGGCAUCCAGCCCUACCUCCACUCAUCUUUCAACUGCUUUGACUGUGUGGUAAUUGUCGGCAGUAUCUUCGAGGUUGUGUGGGCCCUCAUAAAACCAGGCACAUCUUUCGGCAUCAGUGUUUUACGAGCUCUGAGACUGCUGCGCAUCUUCAAAGUGACCAAGUACUGGGCUCCUCUUCGAAACCUGGUAGUUUCUCUGCUGAACUCCAUGAAGUCCAUCGUCAGUUUGCUCUUCCUCCUUUUCCUCUUCAUCGUGGUCUUUGCUUUGCUCGGGAUGCAGCUGUUCGGAGGACAGUUUAACUUUGAAGGUGGAACUCCACCUACUAAUUUUGAUACUUUUGCAGCAGCAAUCAUGACAGUUUUUCAGAUCCUGACAGGAGAGGACUGGAACGUGGUCAUGUAUGAUGGCAUCGAGUCCCAAGGAGGAGUCAAUGACAAAGGGAUGGUCUUCUCUAUCUUCUUCAUCGUCCUCACACUCUUUGGGAACUACACUCUGCUGAAUGUGUUUCUGGCCAUCGCUGUUGACAAUCUGGCCAACGCACAGGAACUUACCAAGGAUGAGGAAGAACAGGAAGAGGCAGCCAAUCAGAAGACAGCGCUACAGAAGGCUAAGGAAGUGGCUGAAGUCAGCCCGCUGUCUGCUGCCAACUUAUCUAUCGCUGCGAAAGAGCAGCAGAAGAACUGCAUUAAGGGCAAUAAGUCUGUGUGGGAGCAGCGAACAAUUGAGAUCCGGCGACAGAACCUGAUGACGAGUCGUGAAGCGCUCUACAAUGAACUGGAACAAGAAGACUGGAAGGUUGGGGAGGAAGGAGAGGAGGGGGCAUACCCGCGGAAGGGACCCGGUGAUGUGAAAACCCACCUGGACAGGCCACUGGUGGUGAACCCACAGGACAAUCGCAACAACAACACCAACAAGACCCAACCCGGUGAGCCGCCUCUGGACCAGCAGUAUCGGCAUCAAGACGUGGACCACUGCCGCCGUGCCGCUCACUACCACCACUUCCACCGCCACCACCACCAGAAAGCCUCCGGGCCCGACGGCGCGGAGACGUGCCAGUUAAUGGAGACUCGCAUGGAGCACGGCUUCAGCUGCACGUCUCUGGGCAACACGGAGGGCAACGGGGAGAGCCAGCGGGGGGAGGAGAGGCACAGCCAUCGGAGCCACCGGAGCCACCGGGGCCACCGGCACAGGAACAGGGAGGGCAGGGAGGCUCGGAGCAUGUCUCCCCACCACAGCGAGGCCGGGGAGGGGAGUGAGCACAAGAGGUCUAAGCAACACAGCAGGGCGGCCAGGGAUGGAGAAGAGGGCAGAAGGCAUCGGUGUCGGGGAAUGGAGGGGGAGGGGGAGAAAGGCGAAGAAGAGGAAGGACGAAAGACAAGACGGCAUCGCCAUGGGAACCAGGAAAAGAGCAGGGGCCAUCGAACCAGAAAGGAGCACCACGGCACCUGCCCCAGCCUCUCCACCACACGACCCAUCCAGCAAUAUAACGAGGACCUCGACAACUUCCGCAACAACAGCAAGCUGGCCAACGCCCACGAGCACCCUUACGCCCUGCCGCCCGACCACCCCGACCAUGUCAACAACCUGCUGAACUGCCACGAUUCUGACACCCACACCCUGCUUCACAGCAUGGACAGUCUGAUACUGACGAGCAUGGCCAAGCCCGAGUACACAGCCAUAGUAAUGCCACCUGUGUACCCUUACCCGUCUACCAAUGCCAUUUUGCAAGUGAACAAGAAUGCCAACACCGAUCAGAAGAAGAGCGAGGAGAAAAAGGAGGAGGAGGACGAAGGCGGUGACGAAGACGGCCCCAAACCCAUGCCUCCCUACAGUUCCUGCUUCAUACUGUCGACCACUAACCCGUUUCGGAGAUGCUGUCACUACAUCCUGACUCUGAAGUAUUUUGAGUUCAGCAUCCUGUCUGUCAUCGCUAUGAGCAGCAUCGCCCUCGCAGCAGAGGACCCUGUCAACCCUGAGUCACCACAAAACAAUGUGCUGCGUUAUUUUGACUACGUUUUCACAGGCGUCUUCACAUUUGAAAUGUUGAUCAAGAUGGUGGUUCUGGGUUUGUUUCUCCACGAGGGAUCUUACUUCCGUGACUUGUGGAACAUUCUGGACUUUAUAGUGGUUAGUGGUGCUCUGGUGGCCUUCACCUUCACGGGAGGAAACAAAAACAAAGACAUCAGUACAAUCAAAUCCCUUCGUGUGCUGAGGGUGCUGCGUCCGCUGAAGACCAUCAAACGUCUCCCCAAGUUGAAGGCCGUCUUCGACUGUGUGGUCAACUCUCUGAAGAAUGUGUUGAAUAUCUUGAUCGUCUACAUGCUCUUCAUGUUCAUCUUCGCUGUGGUGGCCGUGCAGCUAUUCAAGGGUCGCUUUUUCUACUGCACAGAUGAAUCCAAAGAGUUUGAGCGUGACUGCAGGGGCGAGUACUUAGUAUAUGAGAGAGAUGAGGUCAAAGCUGAGAAGCGGGAAUGGAAGAAAUACGAUUUUCACUACGACAACGUGGCUUGGGCCUUGCUCACCCUCUUCACUGUCUCAACUGGAGAGGGGUGGCCACAGGUGUUAAAACACUCAGUGGACUCCACCUAUGAGAAUCAAGGCCCCAGCCCGGGAUACAGGAUGGAAAUGUCCAUCUUUUACGUGGUGUACUUCGUUGUCUUCCCUUUCUUCUUUGUAAACAUCUUUGUGGCUCUCAUCAUCAUCACUUUCCAGGAACAAGGGGAUAAAAUGAUGGAGGACUACAGCUUAGAAAAGAAUGAAAGAGCAUGUAUAGAUUUUGCCAUAAAUGCCAGGCCCCUGACUCGCCACAUGCCGAAGAACAAAUUGAGUUUUCAGUAUCGCAUGUGGCAUUUUGUGGUGUCUCCGCCCUUCGAGUACAGCAUCAUGGCUUUGAUCGCGCUCAACACGGUUGUCCUCAUGAUGAAGUUUCAAGGUGCAUCCACCAACUACGAUAAUGUCCUCAAGUACCUUAACAUUGUUUUUACCACCUUUUUCUUCAUGGAAUCAUGCCUUAAGGUCGUUGCUUUUGGCCCUCUGAAUUACUUCAGAGAUGCCUGGAAUGUUUUUGAUUUUGUCUCCGUCGUUGGGAGCGUCACCGACAUCGUAGUGACAGAAUUUUGGAAUAAUUUUAUCAACUUAAGCUUCCUGAGGCUGUUUAGAGCGGCCCGCCUCAUAAAGCUCCUGAGACAAGGAGAGACCAUCCGCAUCCUACUCUGGACAUUCGUCCAGUCUUUCAAGGCUCUGCCAUAUGUGUGUCUGCUCAUCGCCAUGCUCUUCUUCAUCUAUGCCAUCAUUGGCAUGCAGUUGUUUGGGAACAUAGCACUUGACGAGGACGAAGACAGUGCCAUCAACGAGCACAAUAACUUCCGAACGUUUCCUAUGGCCCUGAUGCUGCUGUUCAGGAGCGCUACGGGUGAGGCGUGGCAUGACAUCAUGUUGUCUUGCCUGGGUGAAAAGAAAUGCGACCCGGAAUCAGGGAAUCCAAAAAAGGAGUGUGGCAGCACCUUUGCCUACACUUACUUUGUCUCCUUCAUCUUCCUUUGCUCUUUCCUGAUGCUGAAUCUCUUUGUGGCUGUCAUCAUGGACAAUUUCGAGUACCUGACCAGAGACUCUUCUAUCCUGGGGCCGCAUCAUUUGGACGAGUACGUAAGGAUAUGGGCCGAGUACGAUCCUGCGGCCUGCGGGCGCAUACAUUAUAAGGAUAUGUACAGUUUAUUGAGAGUUAUCUCCCCUCCUCUGGGCCUUGGCAAGAAAUGCCCACAUAGGGUGGCCUGCAAGAGGCUGCUGCGCAUGGAUCUGCCGGUUGCAGAUGACAACUCGGUGCACUUCAACUCCACCCUCAUGGCUCUGAUCAGGACCGCUCUGGAUAUAAAAAUAGCCAAGGGAGGUGCAGACAAACACCAGAUGGAUGCAGAGUUGAGAAAGGAGAUGAUGGCUAUCUGGCCAAACUUAUCACAGAAGACACUGGACCUGCUGGUUACGCCGCACAAGGCAGCCACAGACUUGACGGUUGGCAAAAUCUACGCAGCCAUGAUGAUCAUGGAGUACUACCGACAGAGCAAGACGAAAAGGCUGCAGGCCCUGCGAGAGGAACAGAACCGAACGCCAUUAAUGUUUCAGCGCAUGGAGCCGCCCUCAGAGGAAGGGGGCACAGAUGGCCAGGGGGUGCAGGGCCAGAACGGUCUCCCGAGCACCCAGCAGGACAACGUGAACAGCAUACCUCCAGAGGGUGGUAUGACUGAGAGCCAAUCCUGGGUGACGGCCAAAGCCCAGGAAAUGUUCCAGAAGACGGGUAACUGGAGCCCAGACAGACCCUACCCUGACGACCUCCACGAAAACCGCCACAACCCCCAGACGGUAGAGAUGAGGGAGAUGGGGCGGGACGGGUACUCCGACACUGAGCCCUAUCACCCCAUGGAUGGGCAUGGGCGGACCCUCUCCAUGCCCCGCCUCUCGGCAGACAACCAAACCAUCACCGACACCAGUCCGAUGCGCCGCUCCACCUCCAGCCUGGUCCACGGGCGGUCAGGCCGCGGUGUGAGACUGGACGACUACUCGCUGGAAAGGGUGGUGUCGGAGGAGGGGAGACACGGAGGAGGGCGCAGGCACAGGGAGAGAAGUCACCGCACCUCACAGCGCUCCCUGACCAGAUACACCGACGCCGACACGGGUCUGGGUACAGACCUCAGCACCACCACACAAUCAGGGGACCUGCCACCCAAGGAGCGAGAGCGGGACCGCGGACGCACCAAGGACCGCCGCCACCACCAUCGCCACCACCAUCAUCACAGCUCCAUGGACAAGGAGCGUUACGGCCCUGAUCGCCACGACUACCCCCACAGACACCCCCAUGACCACCACUGGUCCCGCUCACCCAGUGAAGGGCCCGAUGGAAGAGGUCACAGACAGGGCAGUAGUUCGGUGAGUGGCAGCCCAGUCCCCUCUACUUCAGGGACCAGCACUCCACGGAGAGGCCGUCGCCAGCUUCCGCAGACCCCUGCUGUCCCACGUCCACAUGUCACCUACUCCCCCGCUGUGCGUAAGCCCAGCUACGGCCCCCCGGGGCCGGGCCGACUGCGUUCGCCCUCCCCCCGGCACUUCUCUCCACCGGACCACGACAGAGGCUACCACCACCGCCCCCCAUCGCGCCACGGCUCUCCACAUCACGUAGGGUCUCCGUCCCGGCACGGCUCGCCGCGCUCACCGAGGCAUCAGUCCCCUCGCUCGCCUCUCCACGGCUCACCCAGGUCCCCUCACCGAAGCCGAUGGAGCGGGCCCCCACCCGGGGACAGUCUGGAGGGCGAUGGGCCCUUUUAUGAGAGAGAUUACGAGUACGAGCGACACCACGAGCCUCCUGCCUACGAGCAGAGCCUUUCCCAUGGCAACCCUCACCCGCUUGGUGCAAAUCCUCACCCCCACCCACGCUCACCUAGGACUGCCCGGCAUGGGCCCCCUCCCCCCCCCUCACCCACACCACACCCACACCCACGUAGGGUACCCAAUGGCUACCGCUCAUCGUCACCAUCGCCACAUCGGCGGGGACCACCGGGGGCACCGCACCAUCGACCUCCCCAUGCCAGAGGGCCCCGCAAGGGCCUGCAUGAACCCUAUAGUGAGACAGAUGAGGAUGACUGGUGCUAGCAACCACAGAAUACAAGGAAUAUGGACAGCAGACGAGAAGAAGAACAGCCAUCUCUGGUGUUCUGGCCUCGAAUUUGAAGACUUUUAAUAAAGCGUGGGGGCUGAGGUUUUGUAAAGGGGUUUGAUCCCAGAAAAAACCCUCUUCCUUCACCCCUCAAACUCUAAAUAAGUGGCAGGGGUGGAGGGUAGAGGGUGAAAGUGCUGCAAAUAGUCUUUCACGCAUUUUGUGCAAGAGGAAAAUCAGUAACAGAUCAGCACAUGGUCAAAACAAAGAGAAAGUGAAGAGAACCUGGGUAAGGCCAGGGAACAGUUUACCUCUGCCUCUCUCAAGCUCAGACGUACGCACUUCCAAGGAUUAGCCUUCACUAUCAAGGCCAGGCUGAAAGAAGAAGAGAGAGGUGUGGAAACAAAAAGCAUUGAAGGAGCAUGAGGUGCAAAAAUAAAAAAAAAAUAAUAUAAAAAAGUGCUGCCAUCAUUGCAGUUUGUGAGGCCUGAUAGCACUUUUCUCAGACUGGCACCUGAUUGUUUGGAUUUCUCACUCGUAUGCUGUCUGUUGCCGGUCAGACUUCUACUGUACAAUGAAAAUAGGCUGGAAAAGGGAGUAUACCGCUUUGACGCUGCUCCUGAGACUGAAUACGUUCAAAGAAAACAAAAUUAAGAAAAAGCCAGGAUCCCCUAAUCCUUACAUGCCAAGCUAUGCCUCCAGAAAUCAAACUUGAACACUGAAGAAAACAUUAAAAACUUUACACGACGAACAGUGAAAGUAAAGAAGGGAGAACAUCCACUUUAUCUUUAAUCUUUUUCCUUUCCAAAGGACAGAACCAGGAAGCUCCGCCUAUACUGCAAAAAACAGCCAAUCCCAGCACUGGCUGAUAUUUGAUGAGUUUUAUCAUCUCUGUUUACUGUUAUGGACUCACUGGAAGCUGAUGGGACUGCUGUGACAUCACUUCCUGUCAAGAUGGUGGCGGCAGUGAAAUGUGGUGAGACACAAUGUGGGCUCACUUGUCAUUCAAGUGCACUGGUGGGAUGGGCCCAGGUAACUGACACUUUGUCAAGCCUCUUCCUCCUCUGUUACUCAAUCUGAUGCACAGAGGAGGAGAAUCAGACAGGAAAUGACAUCACACAGCUGAAUGGGGCGGAGGAGAGGAAAGGAGGGAUGGGGGAAAAAAGACUAAUUUCUUCAGUGCUUCUUCGAUCGAUUACUUCUCCUUCUUGUUCUCUGAACAUUGGAGCUUGGUUCUUCUGUUGCAUUCGCUCAGCGACGUUUGAUCUUUUUCAGAAUCCUAAAUUUGAUGGAAAACUUGCAUGACUGAUUAAAAAAAAAAACAUUCUAGAGAGGAAAUCUAAGUGGUUUGGGUGGGACUCGGGGGCUUUAUAGGAAACUUUACAUUUAGGUCUACAAAAGAAGUUCUGUUCUUUCGAGCUCUCUCUCCUACAUGUCAACAGUAAUUUUGGGUUUCUUUUUACCUGAAACAGGCUUUGACAGUCAGGUGUUCGGUUUGUCUCAGUUUUCCGGUAAAAGCUCAGUUUCUACAACCUGUCAGGAGACGAGAAACAUUUCGGGAUCACAUUAAAGUGUCCCGCAGUGCUUGAAAACUAACAAGGGAGAAAGAGUGGAGAGAAACAGACCUCUACCGCACUUCAUUUAUUAUUGUUAAUGAUGACUCAUGUAUGACUAAUGAUUUUAAUGUCGAUGCAAAAUGAUGGUGACAAUGAUAAUACAAAUGGUGAUUGACUGAUUUGUAGAACUGUUGCUGUAGACUUGUUGUCAUGUUUUUUGAAGUUCAGAUAUGCUAUGUUCAUCUUGUUUGCAUCUUUUAUGUUCCCCUGUUCAAUGAUGUUUACUGGGUUCCUGAUGCCUUCCUGCAACAUUUCAGGGCAAUGACAGCUUGGGAACAUUCACUUUUAGCAGCGUUGCGUGUUGUAACGCAACUCUUAAGGUACAUUCUGUCUCUAGAAUAGUGGAAGCGGAGGUCAGGGGAGUCUAAGUAUCUUACCUGCAAUGACCCAGCGGGUCAGUCCUCUUGUCAAGUCAACCCAAAGACAACUAACUCAUGUUCAGAGCAAGGGGUAGAACAUUUGAAGAGAGUGAAAACUGAUUUUUAGGAGGUUUUACUAAGGCUGACGCUCUCUGGCUCGCAGCCAAAUAAAAACAAAGACGAGGAGGAAGAACGGAGGGUUUCCCUCUAUUGGGCUGUGUAGUUUUGCAGUGAGGUCAAUCGCCAGCAACAGUACAGCGUUGGUGGUACAGGGUCGAUGUCAGUCAGCGUUAUGCCGUGGUGUUUUUACCACCAGGGGGCAGUUAUUGGCACACAUUAUCCUCCCUCUGAAGACAGCCUCUUGGUCACAUCCUAAUGUCUCGCCCUGCUGUGAAACGUCAACUUAUAUCUUUCUCUUGUAUCUCUCUAAGAUAUAUAGUCGGACUUUAAACCAGGAAACAUGGAUGCGGCCUGAGAGAAGCCAUACCUACCUGUUUGCCAGUCAAUUUAUUUUUUUUUUCUUUCUCAUGUGUGUGCCAAGGCUGAUCUCCUUGCCCACCCCUCACCCUUCUCUCAGGUCCCCCGACACCUUUUUCUCAGAUCACUCUAGUCCAGUCUCGGGAUGUUGUGCCAUGGCUGAAUCCUUCUCCCCUGAAACCUAUUUCAGUAUCCACUGAGCUGUUUCCAAACUCUAUUGUUUUUAAUGUCCAUUUGCGUUGACAUCUGUUCUUUUAGCCUUCUAGACAGUCAAUCGACACUGAAGUCAAGCAAAACACUUAACAGGUCAGACGAACUAAGUUCUAAUAAUUUCGUCCUCAUUAUCAUGAGGGACGACAAUAAAUGAAUAUUAAAUAUGUCUAGGAUAACAUGAUAAAAUAUAGAUAGAUUAUUGCCUACAGAUGAAUAUAGAUAUAUUGUAGCUUUGGUUAUAGAAAGAAAAUAUAUAGAUUUUAAUUUGAAUAUCAGAUAUUUAUUUAUUUUGCAUAACUAUCACAUUCAUCAAGUCACUCCUGGAACCUCUCGCCGAUUCCUUUGCAGUUGCAAAAGCCAGAAAACAAAUGCCAGUCCACACGUUUUGACUCUAUGCAGAUCUCAUCUUAUUAUUUUCGGAGGAGAAACUGCCGCACUGUGGUACUGUCAAACAAAUUCAUGAAACACAAACCCACCGGCCUGAGAUGUUAAUGUCACUUUUGCAUAAGUCAAAUGACAUCACAUCUGUGGCGAAAUCCCUUUCUUUGAUGGACGUCACCGUCUUUUUCUCUCCCCCUCCUGCGGCUGCUCCUUUUACAGUCUAUACAAAUUUCUAUGCUCUCCUGAGAUGUGUCGCCUCCAGGCCAUGUAGUGAGGCGUGUAGGAUAUGGGAUCAUGUGGGGUUUUGGGGAUUAUUUAACUGGCGGAAGUGAAGGGGUGCAAACCAGAAACUCUUCCAUCCUGACGUUCCAUCAAGAGAGAUUGUGGCAGGUGAAGAUUCUUCUCCAAAGCCCCCCCCCCCUCUACAGAGCCACAGUGCCUUCUGUAUCCAAGUCACAUCCGUCAUCCCACAGUCUCCUCAUCGGUCGGUCUUGUCCCUCCUCCCGUUUAUCCCCCAUAGUAGAUGUGAUCAACCACACUACGCCUUAAAAAUCAAGUCCCACCGUCUGCCACGCAUGCAUAGAAACGGGGAGGGUGGUGAUUUUGAGACUGGGGUACCGUCAGGAAAUAGUCAGGAGGUUAGGCUCGAUGCAGGGAACUCAAGAUCACAUCCAGAAUGGGUUAGACUAUUGAACUCUUCCAUUCACUCAUUCAAAUUACACCGAUUUUUGUAGUCGUUGCCAAAAACCAUAAGGGAUCCUCACAGAUUGAAUCAGAGCCUUGUGGUUUUGACUUUUUAUGACUCAAUGACCAACUUUUCUGGAUCUUGCUAGCUGGCUAGCCCUUUUAAGCUUUGGAGUGGCACCAUUUUGUGUCCAUCCCAGAGAUGUCCUGGGUUCAGUUGAAGGGGUUGUAGUGAGAGGUUUACAGAGGUUCAAAGCUGUUUGCUUACUUCUCAGGUCCCUCUACAGUUAGGUAGCUAGUUAAAAAAAAAAAAAAAGUAGGGAAGAGACCGCUACUAAAGAAACAAGUCUUUGUUUGAGUAAUUGUAUGGUUUUACUGGACUUGGCAUCAGAUGUUGUAAUUUAACCCUUCUCCCAUCACUUACCCUGAAUUCACACACUUACCCCUCACCUUCCCAUUGAGAAACAGCCGAAUGCAUCGACAUUCAACGCCAAGCAUGUUUGGCUGACUGGCGCUGGCUGGCGGGAAAAAGAGAAAAAAAACAA
Molecule: messenger RNA, 11609 nt
Organism: Cololabis saira (Pacific saury)
Lineage: Eukaryota; Metazoa; Chordata; Actinopteri; Beloniformes; Belonidae
Gene: cacna1ab
Product: calcium channel, voltage-dependent, P/Q type, alpha 1A subunit, b
Biological process (GO): chemical synaptic transmission; calcium ion import across plasma membrane
Cellular component (GO): membrane; neuronal cell body; voltage-gated calcium channel complex
Molecular function (GO): high voltage-gated calcium channel activity
Source: RefSeq, a predicted model, not a curated record